Molecule: messenger RNA, 7233 nt
Organism: Magallana angulata
Lineage: Eukaryota; Metazoa; Mollusca; Bivalvia; Ostreida; Ostreidae
Exons: 7
Coding region: 322-6285 (1987 amino acids)
Molecular function (GO): protein binding
Source: RefSeq, a predicted model, not a curated record
AAAAAGACCACAACUCAAUUUAUAUGCAUGUGUGGGUUUUUUUUAAACUCCCAGAGUAUCAAACUGCAUGCUUAUAGUUUGUUUAAUGCAGGAUUACAAUGUAGAAAAAGGGCUCAAUUUGCAACAAUAGGUGAAGGAAAGGUCAUUUUCUAAACCGAAAGUGGGUUUUCCACAACAGUUAUUGAAUGUGUCAUGCAGAAUGCAAAGACAGGCCGACAGCUUCUAUAGAAAAAGUUAUUUGAGCAGUUGAAAAUGACCCAGCUUAAGAUGGCAGUACGAACAUAUACGAAGCUAAACUGACGGGGAACCUAGCUGUACAAAAUGGGCAACGAACAAGGAAAACAGAAAUCGGAAAACAGAGAUACAUGUAAACCACGGAGAUCGGAUAGCAAUUUACCUUCUUCCCCACAAAGAAGAACUGUUCAGCAGCAACUCUCUUCACCAGACAGAAGCGCCACCGAGGUACCACCUUAUUUACCAAAAAGUAUUGUUAACAGUAAAGCACAGUUCUCACCAGUCAGCAGCACCAUCCGAAUAUCAACAUCUUCACCACAAAGUUGCGCCACCGGCCAACCACUCUCCUCACCAGAAAGUUGCGCCUCAGGACAAUCAUUCUCUUCAGGACAAAGUUGCGUCUCAGGACAACCACUCUGUUCACCACAAAGUUGCGCCACAGGCCAACCACUCUUUUCACCACAAAGCGGUGCUAACAGUUCGGUUGGAUUAUUUACCCAUCAUGAUCAGCAAAAUAAAAAUACUCAGAUAUCAGCAGAUCCUUAUGAAGCAACAACUGAAACAGCCAACUUUUGUAGACUUGCACGCCUUAUACUUGAUGUUUGUAAUGCUGCUAUGAGGGAUCUUUUGCAGUGUAAACUAAGUGGUGGAGAACUGAUAUUGACUCAAACAUUAGCUUUAAACAGGAACAAAAUUGAACAUCAUCUCUUAGACAUUCAGAAAAAUAUAUUAUUUCCUCCGAAAAAUGGGCUGGUUAAGUAUACAAAGCUAGACUUUACAUUGAUGUACUCUAUCGUAAGAAAUGUUUGUCCUGAUAAAAUAGAACCAGAUAGUAAAAAAAAGUGGGGGAAAAAACCAGUAGCUGGAGAUACCAGCCUUCUUGCUGCAAUAGAAAGAAUUCGAGCGUGCAGGAAUGAGUUUUUAGCACAUGCUACAGAAGCGAAGAUUUGUGACUCGGAAUUUAAAGAUUUAUGGGCUUCUUUGGAACAAGCUCUUUUUAAAAUAGAUGAAAAUUUGGUGUCCACUUCCUACAGAAAGGAGAUAAAAAAUAUAAGAAAGAUGCAAAUAGAUCCAGAAUCUAAUAAAAGGCUACAGGAACUAACAGAAAAGGAGGCAAUGUUGAAUGCUCUGAUUGAAAAGGACGUUGAGACGGAUCAGAAAUUAGAAGAACUGAUGAGCAUGCGAGAAAAAUUUGACUUUGGAUCCAAAAGAGUUUUGACUACAAAGGAUGCGAAUAUCGGUCAAACUGAAGUUUUUUUGGCAAAAUUUAUCAAACAAAAUGAGUUUUAUGUGAAAACAAAAGUAUUAGAGAAAGUGGAACAAAUAUUGAAGCAACGUAAAUGUGUCUUCUUAGUUGGAAAAGAAGGAACUGGCAAGACAGCAACGGCAGUACAUUUAAUGUUUGAACAUAUUCAACAAAAAAACUGUUUCGUGCGCAAACUACAUGCACCGCAAGAUUUCAGUAUUUAUGUUGAUCCUACAAAAAACCACUUGAUUUUCAUCGACGACAUCUUUGAUUGUAGUGAGCAUACACUGCAAGAUUGGUGGAACAUGUUUCGAUUCAUAAAAGAUUCAGUUUUACCAGGCGUUGAUUCCUCGUCUAAAAAUAUUCGUGAUGACGACGAAUGUGAUUCAAAAGUACAAAUUGUAAUGACAAGUAGACCUCAUAAACUGAAGUAUGCCGUUCAGAAAAUGAAAUACAAUCAUAAUUUACUGCAAAAUUGCACCGUAGAUAUUGAUUCUGAUGAUUUAGAAUUAAAUCAUUUUGAGAAGAAACAAAUUUUGCAGAAAAAGAUGAAGUUUGCUAACUCUAGAUCUGUUGAUCAGACAGAAGAAAUAUUUUUUUCUGAAGAACAAUGGACACAAAUUUUUUCAUCCUCUCCUCCUUUUGGAUUUCCGUUAUGUGCCCAUCUAUUUGCAUGCGAUCCCACAUGUAGGGAAGUUGGAACAAAAUUUUUUUCGAAUCCUGAAAGUCAUUUGCUCUCUGAAGUGAAGAACACUAUUAAGGCUGAUGUCACAAGACGCACUGAAGUACUUUUUGUUUCGAUAUUGGUACAGCAGAUUCAGAAUGAAUCUUUUGAUUACAGAAACUCUGAAAAAUGUUGGACAGUUCUUGCAGAAUUGCAGAUUACUAAGGAAUUACAGCUGAGAAGAGGUGAUGUGGACCACAUUGAAACAGUGGUUUAUGAUCAUCAAGAUAAAUUUGUAAAAGAAUUCGAAGAAAACAGAUUGCAAUUUUCUCAUCCUAGUGUGCAAGAUGCUGUUCAAAACUAUUUCUUUGAAAGCUACCCCAAGAAAGCUAUUGAAAUAUUGCCAAUGAGCAUUUUGUAUCAGAAAAUGCACAAAGAAUAUUUUCUUUCUUUGGCACAGGAAUUGCAGACAUAUUUUAUGAAACGUCUUCGACUGGAAAUAAAGAAAGGGAACAUGUGUGAAGUAUGUGAAUUCGAACAGCUAAAUGACAUUUAUGUUUCAAAUGCGUUCUUGAGAGAGGCCAUAAUUGAUGUUGAUGGGUUGAAAGAUCUUUUAGCGACAAAGAAUGAUGAUGGAUUACCUUUUAUAUACUUUUUCACUCUCGGAGCUUGUAAUGAAUCAGUCAUGGCUCUGUUAAGACACGACACUAUGAAGCUUGCUUGCCCAGAAAUAGAGGAGCUCUAUGAGCAGCAUUUUUAUUCCUUAUUAGCAUCUUGUAUGCUCACAGAAAAACUGGAAAUAAUGGAAUAUAUUUUACAAAUCUACUCAAAUAGAAAUAUUCAGAAUAAUUGCUACAACGGUUUAUCUCCUCUCCUUGUAGCUGUGAAUAACAAAAAUGAGAGUGCAAUUCAACUUUUAUUGAAGAAUGAAACAAUUUCUCUUAAUGCCACGUGGAAAGGGUGGUCUUUUCUACAUGCCUGUGCCAUUUACAAUGAGUUUCAGAUUUGUUCCACGGAUAUGCUCGAGACUGUUUUAGCUUUUGAACGUAAGACACCUUCAGGAAUGGAAAAUAAAUACAGAAGGAUUACGUCAAUUGAACAAUCCGUCUUCGAAAAAAUCGUUGACAAAGUUCAUAGUUCAGCUGUCAAACAUGGAUCACACAAGCAUCUUCUAUUAUGUCUUGUCGAAAUUUCCGAAUUAGAAAUAACAGACGAAUUGAUAAAGGCGUUUUGUUCUUUAGCUGAUGUUAAAGUAGGUAUGGAUUUACACCCUAUAAAUUUUGUAAAUGAAAUGGGAGAAUCUGUUCUUCACCUAUUAUUAAAAUACCGAUGGCAUAAUCACGGAGAAUUAACAAUAAGUGAUGAAUACGGAGACGGCCGUUCUGAAAAUGAAAUAAGUGAUGUUUCAUUUGAGAGUAAAGAUGGCUCCUGCCAUUUGCCAGAAGAAUCACGGGUACCUUAUGAGGCGGAAAACUUUUGUGUGUAUAGAAAUAUAGAAGACAAAAAUAAACAUCUGCAGACAAUAGGGAGAUUAUGCGUGAACAAAGCAAACGUUAAUAUGAAAAAUAAAAGGGGAGAGACGCCACUCAUGAUUGAACUAAACAAGUCGAAACCAUCAAUUGAAGUUCUUAGGAGCCUGUUGUUUUAUGGUGCAAAUCCGAAUGAUCAUGAUAUUCAUGGUCAGACUUGUUUUCACAAACUGUUGUUACAAAACUGUGACAGUAAUAUAAAUGUUCGUGAUUUUCUCGCCAUUUUAGUUCAGCAUGGAUUGGAUGUUAACAAACAAGAUAGUCGGGGCAAUAGUCCUAUUUUCCUUGAAUUGAAAAGACAAAACCCAAGGACUGAAAUUUUACGAUUCUUGAUAAAUGAUGGUGUCAAUAUGAGACUACUAGAUUCAAAUGGCAAAACUCCACUUCAUGUAGCAAUGCAAAGGCCAGACUAUGAUGACACGACCAAUAACGAAAUCGUUGAAAUUCUUCUUUUCUCAAAAGGUUUAAGCGUUCUUGUUCGCGAUGGAAAUAAUGAGUCUGCGUUUAGUAUUGCUAUAUCAUAUGUAAAACGCAACAGCAAAAUAUUGACACAAAUCGCUCUUCACGAGUCUUGCGAAUUUCCUCUCCAUGAAUGCAUCAAAGAGCAAGUUUCUGAGGAUGUAAAAAUUCAAGCUCUUCAGUUUUUCCUGUCAAAUGAAGCUGAAAAGCUUAACAAACAUGCGCUUAACAAAGAGAAAGAAACACUGUUAAUAACCGCGGCAAAGACUUGUCCUGAAAUGGUAAAUCUGUUUCAGUUUUUACUCUCUCAAGAUAUCAAUAUUAAUGCAAGAGAUAUCUAUCAAAACACUGCCCUUGAUUACUUAAUCGAAUCCAGCAAUGAGUUUGAGUUUAAAAGACGAAAAGCAACAAUAAUUUGUCUUUUGGCUAAAAUGUCAGACGUUAAUGAAAAAAGUGAAAAAGAGAAACCACAGUCUUCGUUGUGGACAGUUAUGCAGUUUUUGAUGAGCAAAUCUUACCUAAGGCAGACUGACCCGCUUGUGGCUACCUUUGACACAAGUGAGCAGAUACGCAAGGAAUCUUCUACAAAUGUUUCGGUGAGUCAAAAGUUGAAACAAACUAAGGAUGUAUUUGUGGAUACAGAAAUUAUUCUGAAGAUUCUUGAAACAACCACGGCGGAUCUUAAUAGCUAUGUUGGGGAAAAGGGGCGGACAUAUCUUCAUUACUGCUCGACUACCUGUUUUGAUAGUGAACACAUGCCAGCUAUAUGCGCACGCCUUAUUGAACUUGGUGUGGAUGUUAAUAAGAAGGACAAUGAUGGAUUAACUUGCCUCGACGUGGCAUUUAAGCACACAGGAAAACAAAAUUUUCACACUGUUGUGUAUUUACUGAACAGAAUCAAUCUGCAGGAGUUGGACAUAGAUAAAUCCUUACAGUACUUAGCAGAUGGGAACAAUUUGUAUGGCGAUAUAGUCAAAUAUUUUAUAGAGAAUAUUUUUGAACAAAGGAAACCGACUAAAAACUGUUUGCACUAUUUGGCUUCGAUCAAUUAUAAUCCAGAUCCAAAAUACCUAAAUAAAACUGAACGCGAAGAGUUGUUUAACCAACUACAAAGGUAUUUCCCCGUAGACGAGGAAAAUGCCGAUCAAAGAAUCCCUUUACAUGUUGCAAUAGAAGUAAACUCGAACGUUUCAUGUGUGUUGAACUUUUUGAGAAUAAGUGCAUCAUGCAUUAAUAAAGCUGAUUGUGAUGAGAACACAGCUCUCCAUCUAGUACUAAAAUCUGACAGAGAAGACAGUGCUGUGUGUACCAUAGUAAAACAGAUGCUACAAUAUCAGGCUGAUGUAAAUGCACAAAAUGAAUUGCUUAGAACUCCACUUAUGGUAGCUGUAAUGUGCUUAAAAGAUCGAUCAACCACGAUUUCGGAGAUUUUGAAAAUGAAGCCUGAUCUGAACUUGAAAGACCGAUCCGGUUUAUCAAUUGUUCAUCAUUGCAUUGAAGCACCGAAAGAUGAUUUCACAGCUUGCGCUCUCCUAUCUAUUUUUUUAGAAAGUAGACUAAGUAUAUCUUUGACAUCUAAGACUAAUAGAAAAGAUACUGCUUUAAACUUGGCAUCGAAAACCAAAUGUUACAGUCGCAUAUUAUGCAUCUUAAAAUUGCUUCAGACGAAAUCAUGCACGGCGGCGACCGUUGAUAAUGGAGGACGAAGUCCGUUAUAUAAUAGUGUGACUAACUUACUAGGAAUGAAUCCUUUGGUAGUUUUAGAACGACUCAUCCGAUCUUUCAUAUUUUUGAUCCAUGGAGAUGAUCCUCAUUUUCAAACAAACAAAAAUGACACGGUGUUUGAUGCAUGUACGAAGUCCCAAUAUCGUUACCUCGUUGACCUUCUCGAAACUGAUAUAAAUGAUAAAGACGCAGUUUACAGCAUAUUUCAACAGGCAUUGAUUGAUGUAUCACGACAAGUAUUUGAAAAAAAUCCCUUCAAAAUCGACGAUGUCUUUCAAUGGUAUGAUUUGCCCAUCGAAGAGAGAAUGCAAACCGUGAUUUCAGACUCAGUAACUUAUUUAUCGCAUUGUAAUCUUGACCGACUAAAAAACGAGGGACCAUUGGAAGAUUAUGAUAAUCAAUCAAGUGCUCUCGAUUAUGAGCAUUGAUUGAAAUCAUAUGAAUGUUAAAUGAACAAACCUUCAUUUGUGUUAACGUGUAUAUAAUAAGAAAGUUUGAUGUCUAUUUUAUAACCAUUUUAGGUGAGAGUAUGUAUGGGGUUUUUUUUUUUAUGUAUACACAUGUACUAGUAUUUUGUCAUUUUCAUUGAAAAUUGUAUAAUCAUGGUUGAUUUUUUUGUCAAAGGCCAAAUGAUUCAAUAGAAAAAGAAUUUAAUUGUAAAUUUUUAUUAUUCUUCGAUCUUUGUCUAUUAAAUAUCUUCACUUUAGGCAGCUUUUUUUAAUUUCGAAAUAUAUUACUAAAUAUGUCUUUUGAUUUAAAUAAUUUUAACGUAUUGUGCAUGUUUACGAUUCUCGAAAUAAAAUACAAUGAAUAUUUAUCCAGAUCCAAAAUUCAUCUGACAAUGAUUAGGUAUUAAUUGCCAUACAGUGAAAACUGACUACUCCGCUGGACUGAGGCGAAUUUUGUGUGAAUAUUGGAUAUGAUAGUAGAAAAUUAUACAAUGCAAAUAAAAACAACGAUCGGAACUCACAGAGGUUAGAAUCGAACUAGACAGCGUUCACUGUAUUCUGAAGUUUGAGAUUAAAUUAAAACAUGCAAUGUAGGCUCCAUAAUUUACCGCAAAUUCAAUAAUUUAAACAUGAACAUAUAUUUAUACAUAUAUGUUCUAUGCAAUGUUUUCCUCCUUCAACAUAUCUGGCAGUGAUUAUACAUGGUCCAACUAAUUCCUUGAAUUUUAACCGCCUACCAACACAAUAUUUCGCCAUACAAUGAGAACACAGACUGAGGCCCGACUCCUAGAUACUUAAAGAAACCUUCCAUUUAUGAAGAAAUUGGUUAUGUGCACUGUAGAGUACUAAUCGACAAUAUUUACAUUUUCAACUGUCUUUGUUAUGAUAACAUUACGAAUCAAUUUUGAAGCCUUUAGCCCAAUAAUU